AUGUGUAAAAAUAACAUUGCUGCAGAUAAUUUCUGUGACCUGAUGGAACUACAAAGGGUGAAUGGCUGUAGUGCAGCUGAUGAUUAUUACAAGAAACCUGAAAUAAUUGUUGAAAUGGAAACAGCGAUUGCUGAUGUUAUUGAGAAAAAUGUUAUCAAUGAUAUCAAAAACAGCCCAUUCUUCGGAGUAAUGUUAGAUGAAACAUGUGAUAUUUCCGUGGGAAAAAAACUAGUCAUAUGUGUCAGGUACAUUAAGGAAGGAAAAGUAGUUGUUGCCUAUAUUGGAAAUAAACAGAUAACUGACUGUACUGCCAAUGGGAUCAAAACAUCUUUAUGCGAGUUCUUAAUCUUAAAGGAUUUAGUGCAGCAUGAUGACUUUUCAAAAUUGAUAGGGCUAGGUACAGAUGGUGCAUCGGUAAUGAUCGGGUGUAAAAACGGCCUUGGUGUAAAACUCAAAGCAAAGAAUGAAGAACUUGUGCAGGUUCACUGUGUGGCCCAUAGACUUAACUUGGCGGCAUCACAAGCAGGCAAAGGCAUACCCUAUCUUGAGGAUUAUAAGACAUUUAUUCAUAGUUUGUACAAGUUUUAUAAUGACUCUUCAUUUAGAUAUGACAAACUCCGUGAACUACAAGAACUCUUACAUGGUAAAGCUAAACAAGUACCAGAGGGUACCUCUGUCAGGUGGUUGUCUGUUGAGGCAGCUGUGAAAAUGAUAUACACAUUAUGA
Pecten maximus is the source of this 726-nucleotide messenger RNA. RefSeq names its product zinc finger protein 862-like. The transcript has a single exon. The record is from RefSeq and is a predicted model, not a curated record. The coding region runs from base 1 to 726 and encodes 241 amino acids. NCBI's taxonomy places the organism in Eukaryota, Metazoa, Mollusca, Bivalvia, Pectinida, Pectinidae.